AUGGGAGAAGAGCGAGAAUACGAUGGGUACAAUCCCAAGAGACGCCGCCUCGAUGGCGCGCACUCCAACAAUCGAUUUCGCAACGACUCCCGCGGGUCCUCACAACGCGUCGAGUCCCGCCAUGCGCCAACCCAAAAGCGCCAGCAGGAGGACGACCAGCAGCCUGCCGACGAGGACUGGAAAGCGCUAGAUCGAGACUGGUACAUGCAAGACGAGUUUGGUGGGCAUGCGUUUGGCGACGAGACGCACAACCCGUUCGCGUCGUACGAGACGUCCACCGCCGAGGCGCUGCAGGUCGAGUCCGCCCAAGCCGAGAAGAUGGUCAGCCGAUACGACGCGCGACAGGAACAGCGGCGCAAGGAGAACGACGCCUGGGAAACGAAUCGGAUGCUGGUCUCGGGCGUCGCCCAGCGUCGCGACAUGGCCUCGGACUUUGACGACCAGGAGGCAACCCGCGUGCACCUGCUCGUCCACGAACUGCGGCCGCCGUUCCUGGACGGCCGCACCAUCUUCACCAAGCAGCUCGACCCGGUACCGGCCGUCCGGGACUACCAGAGCGACAUGGCCGUGUUUAGUCGGAAGGGAAGCAAGGCGGUCAAGGAGGCGCGGCAACAGCGAGAGCGGCAGAAGCAGGCCCAGCAGGCGACGAGCCUGGCGGGCACCGCACUCGGAAAUAUCAUGGGCGCAAAGGAAGAUGAUGGCGACAGCGCGCUUCCCGCGCCUGUCGAGGCGGAUGUGGACAGCGCCGAGCGCAAGGGCAACAAGUUCAGCACACACAUGAAGAAGGCCGAAGGAGCGAGCGACUUCAGUCGAAGCAAGACACUACGAGAGCAGCGUGAGUACCUCCCCGCGUUCGCGGUGCGAGAGGAGUUGCUGCGCGUCAUUCGAGAGAAUCAAGUCACGAUUGUCAUCGGUGAAACAGGUUCGGGAAAGACGACACAGCUGACGCAAUUUCUGUACGAGGACGGCUACGCCAAGACGGGCAUGAUCGCCUGCACGCAGCCGCGUCGUGUUGCGGCGAUGAGUGUAGCCAAGCGUGUAGCCGAGGAAAUGGAAGUAGAACUGGGAACCACGGUCGGUUAUUCCAUUCGUUUCGAGGACGUCACCAGCAAGGACACCGAGAUCAAGUACAUGACGGAGGGUAUCCUGCUUCAGCACUCCCUGACUGAGCCUGACCUGGACCGGUACUCGUGCAUCAUCAUGGAUGAAGCCCACGAGCGUGCUCUCAAUACCGAUAUUCUCUUUGGUCUGUUCAAGAAGAUUCUAUCGCGCCGGCGCGACCUGAAGCUGAUUGUUACCUCUGCGACCAUGAACGCCAAACGCUUCUCCGAUUUCUUCGGCAAUGCCCCGGAAUUCACUAUCCCCGGACGUACAUUCCCGGUCGACGUCAUGUUUCACCGCUCGCCCGUUGAAGACUACGUCGACCAAGCAGUGCAACAGGUUCUCGCCAUCCACGUUUCCAUGGACCCCGGUGACAUCCUCGUCUUCAUGACUGGUCAGGAAGACAUUGAGAUUACCUGCGAGCUGAUCCAAAAGCGACUGGACGCCCUCAACGACCCGCCCAAGCUGAGCAUCUUGCCCAUCUACAGUCAAAUGCCAGCGGACCUACAGUCCAAGAUCUUCGACCGGGCCGAGGCGGGGGUGCGCAAGUGCGUGGUGGCGACCAACAUUGCCGAGACGAGUUUGACGGUCGAUGGCAUCAAGUACGUGGUGGACGCGGGGUACAGCAAGAUGAAGGUGUACAACCCCAAGAUGGGCAUGGACACGCUGCAGAUCACGCCCAUCUCGCAGGCCAACGCGUCGCAGCGGUCGGGUCGCGCGGGCCGUACGGGGCCGGGCAAGGCGUUCCGGCUCUUCACGGAGAAGGCGUUCAAGGAGGAGCUGUACCUGCAGACGAUCCCCGAGAUCCAGCGGACCAACCUGUCCAACACGGUGCUGAUGCUCAAGUCGCUGGGCGUCAAGGACCUGCUCGAGUUCGACUUCAUGGACCCGCCGCCGCAGGACACCAUCACGACGUCCAUGUUCGACCUGUGGGCGCUCGGCGCGCUCGACAACCUGGGUGAGCUGACGCCGAUGGGCCGCAAGAUGAGCGCGUACCCGAUGGACCCGUCGCUGGCCAAGCUGCUCAUCGUCGCCGCGGAGCAGGGCUGCAGCGAGGAGAUGAUCACCAUCGUGUCCAUGCUCUCCGUGCCCAGCGUCUUCUACCGGCCCAAGGAGCGGCAGGACGAGGCCGACGCGCAGCGCGAGAAGUUCUGGGUGCACGAGUCGGACCACCUGACCUACCUGCAGGUGUACCAGGCGUGGAAGGCCAACGGCUUCUCGGACGGGUGGUGCGCGCGGCACUUCUUGCACUCCAAGUCGCUGCGGCGCGCCAAGGAGAUCCGCGAGCAGCUGCUGGACAUUGCGCGGAUGCAAAAGGUGGCGCUGGCGAGCUGCGGGAUGGACUGGGACGUGAUCCGGCGGUGCGUCUGCGCGGGCUACUACCACCAGGCGGCGCGCUACAAGGGCUCGGGCGAGUACGUGAACCUGCGGACCAACCUGCCGGUGCAGCUGCACCCGACGUCGGCGCUGUACGCGGGCCACCCGCCCGACUACGUCGUCUACCACGAGCUGGUGCUCACCUCCAAGGUGUACGUGUCGACCGUCACGGCCGUCGACCCGCACUGGCUCGCCGACAUGGGCGGCGUCUUCUACUCGGUCCGCGAGAAGGGCUACUCGGCGAGGGCCAAGCGCGUCACGGAGACGGAGUUUAACCGCAGGGUCGAGAUCGAGGCGCAGAUGGCGGAGGACAAGCGCCGCGAGGAGCGGAGGCGCGAGGAGGAGGAGGAGCGCGCGGUGGCGGCCAAGAAGAAAGGCGGCGCGGGGGACGGCAAGAAGUUUGUGACGCAGGGCGCGGUCAAGAAGCCAGUGGUGAAGCGCAGGGGGCGAGGCUUCUAG
Molecule: messenger RNA, 2937 nt
Organism: Cordyceps fumosorosea ARSEF 2679
Lineage: Eukaryota; Fungi; Ascomycota; Sordariomycetes; Hypocreales; Cordycipitaceae
Product: pre-mRNA splicing factor ATP-dependent RNA helicase prp16
Exons: 1
Coding region: 1-2937 (978 amino acids)
Biological process (GO): mRNA splicing, via spliceosome
Cellular component (GO): spliceosomal complex; intracellular anatomical structure
Molecular function (GO): RNA binding; ATP binding
Source: RefSeq, a predicted model, not a curated record